Molecule: messenger RNA, 4912 nt
Organism: Harmonia axyridis
Lineage: Eukaryota; Metazoa; Arthropoda; Insecta; Coleoptera; Coccinellidae
Gene: tio
Product: protein tiptop
Exons: 3
Coding region: 438-3923 (1161 amino acids)
Biological process (GO): regulation of transcription by RNA polymerase II
Cellular component (GO): nucleus
Molecular function (GO): DNA binding; DNA-binding transcription factor activity, RNA polymerase II-specific
Source: RefSeq, a predicted model, not a curated record
UCGAGUCGGGAAAAACAGAGUGAGAGCAACACCGACGUCUUUCACAAACGCCGGCGCUUCGAACCGCGUACUGACGAAAAUGUUAAAGCUGCGGACGCGUUUGUAGUGUAGCCCGCGACAGUGGUGGGGAUAGAGCUUCUCUCGCGCUGUCACUCACUCAGUCAACGCUGAGCUUUCGCUGGAGGAGGUCGUAGCAGUGAUGCUCCUUCUUCGUGUUACCACCUUCAGUGUCGAGUGCUUUGACAUUUGAUUGAAAAUCGACACCUCAAGUGACUUGAUCCUCAUGUAUACGAGCUUCAUGGUUGUGUAUGUUGUGUCCUGUUGUGUUAUGAUUGAUUGUAUGAAGUGAAUUUUGCUUAAAAACUGGUUGGAACUGCGAAUUUGGCACCAUUUUGCGACAAUUGAGGAGAUUGGAGGACUCAGCUCCAAUUGGCAGGAUGCCCAGAAGAAAACAGGAUUGUCCCAAAAGGAUGAAAUGGGAAGGAGGAGAUGAAGGUUCCCCCGAAGAUGGAGAAAAAAUGGAGGGAGAUGAUGAAUCUGGCUCAAUAUCACCAGUUUCAGCAGUAUCUCCAUCCGCCCAAGAAGAGGAUGGUGCAUCACCAAAUCCUGAAUUACCUAGUCCUACGAGUCCCCGGUCAAUGAAUGAUGAGGGUCCUAUAAGGGAGAUGACCCCCUACAGAUGCACUUCCAAAGAGUCAGCCGAGAGUUUGAACCGUAGUCCAUCAGGAGAGUCUAUGCUAUCUGAUAGAGCAAACCUGCUUCAUAGAGCAGCCAUGCCACCAUCAGCACUUAGUCCACUUGGUGUACAACUUCCACCUACAUUACCAGUAGCAGCAGCCGCUGCGUUAUUACCUCCUCAAUCUGCUGCCAUGGCAGCUUAUCUGAACGCUGCUGCUGCAGCAGCUGUAGCCCAACAAUCUCACAGGCUGAUGAUGACCUCACCUCUACCCCCUGCUUUCAGCAGGUCUUCCAUAUCACCCUUGGUAACCUCGAGUUCAUCUCCGCCCGGUGCGUUCAACUCUUCCAUAAGCCCCUGUGAGAGAAACGUGCAAUCACCUCCUGACGAUGGAAUAUUAGACUUUAGCAGAAAAUCAAAACAUAGUGACGUUGAAAGUGAUACAGACGCUAUGAAUUUCAGCAAACCUGAAAGUCCUGCUCCAGAAGCUGGAAAUGGACCUCUUGAUUUGUCUUGUUACGGAAGAAAGAGGUCGUCGGAUGAAACGAGUUCUCAACCUCCAGCUCGCAAACCAAAAACAGAAUAUAAAAGUCCAAUCCCCCAAUGGCCUCCCUCAUUGGGUGCUUCACAUCUUCCCUACUUCGCAGCUGCUGUAGCUGCUGCUUCGAAUUUAUCACCGAAAAGCCCGGCACCACCAUCAGAUCUGUGGAAUGGUAAGAUGAAACAUUCUGGGCCUGCUCCUAGCGACGCUACUAAGGCCCUAGAGAAAAUGAGUGAGUUGAGCAAAUUGGGAGGUGAAGAUCUCUUUCGGACGAUGGCCAAUCAACCCUCCCAGAACUCGGCAAGUAAUAGACAUAGCGCCUGGCAAUCCCAUUGGCUUAAUAAAGGAGCCGAACAAGCUAAGGACGUUUUGAAAUGUGUUUGGUGCAAACAAAGUUUUCCCAGUUUGGCAGCUAUGACAACACAUAUGAAAGAAGCUAAACAUUGUGGCGUAAAUGUUCCAGUCCCUCCAAUGCAAUCGCAAAAUUUGAUUCCGCAACCCCAAAUGACGCCACCGAAUACAAAUAGCAGUAGUUCUGCGGGUAGUUCUAAUAAACCAAUGUCUUCUGAUCUCAAUAUGUUGAUAAAAGAAACAAUGCCAUUGCCUAGGAAAUUAGUAAGAGGACAAGAUGUAUGGCUUGGUAAAGGCGCGGAACAAACCAGACAGAUCCUGAAGUGUAUGUGGUGUGGUCAGAGUUUCAGAUCGCUAGCAGAAAUGACGAGUCACAUGCAGCAAACUCAGCAUUACACAAACAUAGUGUCUCAGGAACAAAUAAUCUCUUGGAGGUCAAGCGAUGACAGUAAAGGAGGUGGAGGUGGAGGUGGUCCAGGUGGAAAUCCUCCACCCAGUGGUGCCAGUAGUCAUGUUAGUGCUGUUCUCACUUGUAAAGUUUGUGAUCAAGCCUUCAGUUCGUUGAAGGAACUCAGCAACCACAUGGUCAAAAAUUCCCAUUACAAGGAACACAUUAUGCGGUCAAUUACUGAAAGCGGUGGUAGAAGGAGGCAAACCAGAGAGAAAAGAAAGAAAUCGUUGCCAGUACGAAAGUUAUUGGAAUUAGAAAGAGCUCAACACGAUUUCAAGAACGGCGAUAAUGGCCUCCUCGAUAAAAUGAGAGAAACAACAAGUGCAGGUAGAAUAACUUGCGAAAAAUGUGGACUCAAAAUUGAAACAUCUCUUUUCGUCGACCACAUUCGACAGUGUAUUGGAGGUGGAAGUAUAGGUUCUCAUCAAAGGAACUUUCUCAAGAGUGCUUUAAUAUCAAAUAGCAUCCUACCUCCAGAAUCACCAACACGAGACAAAGUAAAAUCAGAAGACAAAUCACCAUCACCUGUAUCUCAGAACAGAUCAUCCAGUGCCGAUCUGAGCGGAAAAGAAACUCCUCAAGGCACUGAAAACAACAACGGAUCCUCACCAUCGGUUCUUAACGCAAUAGAGAAACUAAUAGAGAAAAGUUUCGAUUCAAGGCAAAGACAAAAUGCGGCUUACCCAGGUCACGGAAAUAUAAACGCACCUAUGGGAUCCAGCAUCUUGAAACGUUUAGGCAUAGACGAAAGCGUCGAUUACACCAAACCCUUAGUUGAUGCCCAGACAAUGAAUUUAUUGCGUUCCUACCACCAACAACAACAAAACCAUUACGCAAGAAGGGAGAGAAGCGGAAGUGAAUCUAGUUCCAUAUCAGAAAGAGGAAGUAGUCGCAUUGAUGCGCUUACACCUGAGAGAAAAAUGGAUCCUCCUGGUGUUCCGUUGAACAGUAGUACCCCAAGAUCCACUCCUGACAAGAGGGAGAAGUCUCCCUACAAUGAAAAGAACGAAUGCCACUCUGAUACAGAAAUGAAGGUGAAGAAAGAGGUUGAUGGUGAUGAAUGUCCGAGAGUAGAAGAACAAAAUACUGAGGUUGUAGUGAAGAAGGAAUGCACGGACGAUGAAGACGAGAGGCAGAGUUACCAUAGCAGUGGUGGAAUAAGAAAUGAGGACGAAGACAAAGUCCCCUUGAGUCCUAAGCAGUCAAUGACACCUGCUGAAAAUGUACAGCCUAAUAGUCCAUGUAGGAAUAGUACUAGUAGUCCCGCAAGUAGUGAUAGAUCUGGUACUCCAAGGAGUACAAACGGUGACAAAAAACCAGGUGGAAGUCUUGGCGCCUUAAGUUCUAUGUUUGACAAUCUCUCGGGUACUUCUAAUGAGAACCCCGCGCCGUCUACCGGUAAAAAAGGUUCGUCUCAUCCCUUAGCAGCGCUUCAGAAACUCUGUGACAAGACUGAAACUCAUACCAAUACAAGACCUCAUUCCUCAUCCAGUCAACCUGUUCCUAACCCAAAUCCAACAACGGUUUCAACUUCUGGAACCACACCCGGUGCAAUAUUAGCCUUCAGUUGGGCAUGUAACGACGCAGUGAUGACGUCAGACUCGAUUAUGAAGUGCGCGUUUUGUGAUACUCCCUUUAUUUCGAAAGGUGCUUACAGACAUCAUCUAUCCAAGAUGCAUUUCGUGAAAGAUGGCAUCAUACCUGACCCAGUGGCGUUGAAGAGCAAUCAGCCUAGUUCGUCCAGUAGUGGGGUGCCUCUGAAAGGAACUCAAAUGCCAAAUGUCCCAGGUAGUUCAGGUAGUUCUAAAAGUCCUCCAGUACCGUCAGGUUUCGAAGAAAGUCCUCAUUCGAAAUUCUUGAAAUACACGGAGUUAGCGAAGCAGUUGUCGAGUAAAUAUGUAUAAAACUUUCAAUCAUUCCUCUUUUGUAAUAUAGUCUAGCAGACAACCGCUACAAGCGGCCAUAUUGUGAUGUUAUCAUAUCGUCAACCAAUUUAGUAAUAAUUAUUGAACGUGUUCUAAGUUGUACAGUUGCAAAAAACAAAACUUCAGAAGUGAUUAUGAUUGUUAUACGAAUUUAAAGUCACAUAAUGUAAAUAAUUGUGCAUAAGUCGGUAUUGUAAGAUAUUUACCCCAUUUCAGAUAUAUUUCACAAGCCAAGAAAAAUCAAAACUCCCUUCCUAUGUGUUACAUGAAUUGUCAAUAUCAUAGGAAACUCCGAUACGAUUUUCCAAUUCAAUGAAAAACUUGUAUAAACUACCUAUUUAUUUAUUUUGUACAUUUCGAUUUUAUUAGUGAUUAGGAAGUGAGUUUUUAGAUUCACAUUGUUUCGAGGUUGUGCAGUAGAGAAUAUUGAGAAAACGUACUAGAAUUUAGGUUAGAAAGAUUGGUUGGAAGAAAUCUGUACUACUCAGUGAAUCUGAAUGUUCUAAACGAUAUGUUCGUUUAGAAUCGAAAGAUACAAAAGUUAGCUGUUGUACUAUGAUACUGAGUUCGAAAAUUGUAGGAUUAUAUGAAAAAAAUUGUUUAUCGGAAAUGGUUACAGCUCUGCAUACUGUGCGAAAAUUUUGAAAACAGAAAAUGAAUCGACUGAUGACGUGAAAAAUAAUUCUGAUAUUUUUUUAAUAUUCAACAUUUUUCACAGUAUGUGGUUGUAACUGUUAAAAUUUUCGUGAAACUACAAACAUCUUGUAUACGUAUAUUGCAAAUAUCUCUUCUUCCAAGAAAAAUUUAAAAAUAUAUUUAUCAAUCAUUAUUAUACUGAUGAAUACAAAAGAUGUAUACGCAUUAGCUCAUAUUCAUGGCGAAGCUCUUUUAUGUUUUGAAGAAAUUUUAAACUUUAUUUAAUAUUUUGUUGUAUUUGAUUGCAAAAGAAGCUCAAAUAAAUAUAUGUU